CCGCUGGGACUGACACGUGGACCUGGGCGGGGGCGGCCGCGGGGGCCGCAGCGGGCACCGGACACCUGCCGGGCCAGCCAGUGCCGCCGUGCCCCAUGCCGCCGCCCCCGGACGAGGCCCGCAGGGACGCGGCCCAGGACGCCCAGUGGUCCAGGCCCGAGUGCCAGGCAUGGACGGGGACCCUGCUGCUGGGCACCUGCCUGCUGUACUGUGCCCGCGUCAGCAUGCCCGUCUGCGCCGUCGCCAUGAGCCAGGACUUCGGCUGGAGCAAGAAGGAGGCGGGCGUCGUGCUGAGCAGCUUCUUCUGGGGCUACUGCCUGACACAGGUCGCGGGUGGCCACCUCGGGGACCGGAUUGGGGGUGAGAAGGUCAUCCUGCUGUCAGCCUCCGCCUGGGGCUUCAUCACGGCCGCCACGCCCCUGCUCCCCCACCUGGGCAGUGCCCACCUGCUCUCCAUGACCACCUCGCGGGUCCUCACGGGCGUGCUCCAGGGCGUCUACUUCCCGGCACUGACCAGCCUGCUGUCGCAGAGGGUCCGGGACAGCGAGCGGGCCUUCGCCUACAGCACCGUGGGGGUCGGCUCCCAGGUCGGGACGCUGGUGACCGGGGGUGUGGGCUCCCUGCUCCUGGAGCGCUAUGGCUGGCAGAGCGUCUUCUACUUCUCUGGUGGCCUCACCCUGCUCUGGGCCUACUGCGUGCACAGGUACCUGCUGAAUGAGAAAGCUCUCCUGAUGGCCCUGGGCGUCCUGGCCCAAGGCGUGCCCAUGUCCACCCGCACGAAGGUGCCCUGGAGGCAGCUGUUCCAGAAGCCGUCUGUCUGGGCCAUCGUCCUCUCCCAGCUCUCCUCUGCCUGCUCCUUCUUCAUCCUCCUGUCCUGGCUGCCCACCUUCUUCAGGGAGACCUUCCCCAGUUCCAAGGGCUGGGUCUUCAACGUGGUCCCCUGGCUCGUGGCGAUUCCCUCCAGCCUGUUCAGUGGGUUUCUCUCCGACCAUCUCAUCAGUCAGGGCUACAGGACCAUCACCGUGCGCAAGCUCAUGCAGGUAGGGUCUCUGCACUUUCCUUCUGGGGCUCCCGGAGCUUGGGGCUCGUGGCCCAAGUCCUCUGAUUUCUGGGACAGGGUGGAAGCAAGCACGGCCGACGUCCUUAUGAGCACAGGAAACCGGCUGCGGAAGGGGAGGCCACAGAGCAGCCAGAGGCCGGACGUCAGCUGA
Messenger RNA from Choloepus didactylus (southern two-toed sloth), 1211 nucleotides. It is a transcript of the gene SLC17A9, whose product is annotated as solute carrier family 17 member 9. The record is from RefSeq and is a predicted model, not a curated record. The transcript is spliced from 10 exons. Gene Ontology annotation, biological process: transmembrane transport. Gene Ontology annotation, molecular function: transmembrane transporter activity. Bases 96 to 1211 code for a protein of 371 amino acids. Gene Ontology annotation, cellular component: membrane. NCBI's taxonomy places the organism in Eukaryota, Metazoa, Chordata, Mammalia, Pilosa, Megalonychidae.